Messenger RNA from Pecten maximus, 4551 nucleotides. Its product is annotated as prominin-1-A-like. The record is from RefSeq and is a predicted model, not a curated record. Bases 679 to 3132 code for a protein of 817 amino acids. Gene Ontology annotation, cellular component: membrane. The transcript has 27 exons. NCBI's taxonomy places the organism in Eukaryota, Metazoa, Mollusca, Bivalvia, Pectinida, Pectinidae.
CACGGAAGGAGUAGAUCUUGUGAUAGUUCCUGAUGUCAACUUGCGAUCAUGGUACAUCAUUUGUCGUCAUAUCAAAAUCAGUAAACAAAGGGAAAAUGUGAGCAAAAAUAUUUACAGAUUCUGACAAGAUUGCAAGGAAAAAAGACCCUGUGCUUCGGAGGGUAUACGCGUCUUCAUCAAUGGAUCGGCCAUGCAAAUCUUGGUCACAUUUAAUUAUCAAAGAGCAUCGUCUUAUGAAUGAUGCCAUAAAUACUGUUUUGUUAGUUUUUAGGGGUUUCGCAACGGCCAGGGUCAUAUGGAGACGUGUGUCGAGGAGAUUUUGACUUUUAAAAUAAAGGAUGAUAAUUUCAACAAUGAUAGUUGAUAACACACAAGUUAAUAUAUUUAAUCUAUACUUAGAAUUGGUUUCGCCCUCACGAAGCACCCGUUUGAACAGUUGCAACUAAACCUUACGCAAAUAGGCCUAUAUACUUCCUGCCUGAUAAUAUUCUGAGAAGCACAUAAAAUAUCGACAAGCAUGUGGUAUUUUUCUACCAAACGGUGCCCACCCCCGUAUACCUAUAUUCCCGGGUCGGUAUUUAUUGAUUGGAGAACAUCCUGCUUUAGAGUAUACUUGUCAAAACCUCGGCGGCCUUAUCAGUCACCUUCACAAAUUGUCGGAGUUAUUAGAGAGAGAACAUGACUGUCUAUAUCGCCCUUCUGUGGUGUGUGUUCCUGUGCUCCUUAUCCCCGGGGAAUGGGGUUGGGCAGUUCUCGCUGCCUCCCCUGCCCCCACAGCCAUCGUUUAAAGCGGCCGGGAUCACGUAUGAUGAUGCGGGUAUGGGGCCUUUGUUUGACUUCGCCAGGAGUUUUGUGGAUACGUCCCUGUCAGCAGGAUUUCCUACACAACUAAUAAAGGAUAUAACGAAUGGAAACAUCUCUUUUGAUAUGGAUAUGAUCAAACAGCUCCUCCUCGACUACAUCGGAUAUGCCAUAGCUGUUGUCCUUGGUAUCCUCUUCGUUAUCCUGUUUCCUGUCAUCGGCUGUUGUUUCUGCUGCUGUCGUAAUUGCUGUAGAGCCUGCUGUGAUCGCCCGAAGACUGCCGAUCCGAAAGCAUCCUGUAAACGAAAGGUUUACGGAAGUAUCUUCUUUGUCCUUGUCACAUUUACAAUUGUAGGAAAUGCGUGUAUAUACGUAUCAAAUGGGAGGAUAAGCACAGCCUUAGACAAAGUCACCGGUACCGUCACAGACAACCUGGACGAUUUCGACACGUUUCUGAACUCAUCAGAAAAGCAAAUUGAACAAAUAAAAACCAACUUCCAUCUGACUACCGACGAAAUCAACAAGCUACUGAACUCAACUAGUUUCAGUCAGACACUGUCCGAGUAUGCUGUGUCCAGUCUGACCGGAGGAGCUGUACAGCGUCUUCAAGAUAGUGCCGAAUCUGUAAAACACAAUAUAGACGGCAUACAGGCAGAACUCAACAAACCGGGUUUUACUAGUGCUAUAACUGCGCUGAAAGUAUUGCCUGGUGGGUCCGGAUUGGCACCACCCUCAGUAAACCUUCCAACCAUUGACACUGGCAUUCUUACUGACGUUACAAGUAGUCUGAAAAGCGCAGUCGGUUCCGCUACCGGAAGCAUAACAGCACAGCUUAACGCUGCUAAGACACAGGUUUCACAGUUGUCAGGCCAAGUCGAUAGUGUCGUAGAUGGAAUAAAAACUACAAUAGAUGACGCCAAGCAGUCGAACUUAGAUAGCAUCAAAGAUACUGUCAGCGAUACAGUGGAUACCAUUAAACCUUAUGACAAAUACAGAUGGAUUGCUGGAGUAUCGAUCGGGGGAAUUAUUUCACUGAUUGUUGGACUACAGUUUUUUGGGUUGGGUUUUGGUGUUUGCGGCAGCUGCGGUUCUUCCUCUGAGGAUUCUAAAGGCUGUAUGUCCAACUCUGGCGGAAGGAUGAUCAUUGCAUCUAUCAUCUUCAUCUUCCUGUUUUCCUGGCUGUUGAUGUUGCUGACCACAUUGUUGUUCUCUGUCGGGGCAUUGGUAGAGAAAUUUAUGUGUGAACCCCUGAAGGAUCCGCAACUCACGGAUAUAGAAUCGGUACUGGACGACAUUGUUGAUAUGAAUUCAAUGCUGCAGUACCAGCAGGAACCGCCCAGUCUGGGCACAAUACUGAGUUCUUGUAAGGAAAACAAGGCGAUCUACAGUGCUCUGCAAAUGGACAAAAUGGGAAACCUGGUUGAUUUUCCUGCACUUGAACAACAAAUACAAUCGGCAAAGACCGUUGACAAGUGUGCGAAGUUUCUCAAAAUUAUCAAAAACGAAAGCGGCAACCUGAAGAUCAAAACUUCUUGUAAGGAAAACAAGGCGAUCUACAGUGCUCUGCAAAUGGACAAAAUGGGAAACCUGGUUGAUUUUCCUGCACUUGAACAACAAAUACAAUCGGCAAAGACCAAUAUGGAGACCCAAUUAGCCGGCGUCCUUGCUCAGCUGACGGGAGGUAAUUUCGGAAGUGUUAGCCUGAACUCGGCUAAGCUUGAUAAAAUAAAAACUGACAUUGGACACAUGGAUGUUGCUGGCGUUGAAAGCAAGGUUACUGAUCUGCAAAAUAAAGUGGACGCGUUGGCAAGGCUCUCAGGUCUACCUGCCCCUCAGCACCAACACAUAUUGACAAUCACUGCAUCACUGAGUGUGAUUAAACAGAAGUUAGUUCCUCUCAAACAACUGAAAGUCUCAAUCGGGCCUAUGGUUGAUGACGUUAAGAACCAGCUGACGACGGCGACUUCCCAGAUCACAGGAAACGGAGAAAUGACCAGGCUGUCGAAUGAAUUCAUCAAUAAUACAUUUGAUGUUGUGGAUGUAUUUUAUAGAAGCACUAAGAAUGCGAUCUACCAAGAUCUUGGAAAAUGUGGUCCAAUUUGGAACCUGUACAGUUCUAUCGUCAUCAUAUCGGUGUGUCAGUACACUGUAGAUGCACUGAACGGAUUCUGGUUUUCGUUGGGUUGGUGUAUAUUCUUCCUCGUCCCAAGCAUUGUGUUUGGUAUCAAGCUGUCCAAUCUGUUCCGGGAUAUACCCUCCGGCCUGCAAGAGCCAAAAUGGAAGAACAGGAACAAAGUUGGCCAUUCUGCUGAACACCCUUUUAGGUAUUAAAGCAAAUACCGACUUUUGUGUACUAGACGGAAUACGAUUAGAUAGUGUUUAUGUGUGAUUAUACAUUUGUUUACUUGAUUUAUAAUAUCUUUUGAUCAUUUGCAUUUUAUUCAAAAUUUUAUGUUUUUGUAUGUUGUUGGUAGUUUAGUAAAUCACUAUUAAUUUGUAUUUCGUGUCUACGGGCAUUUAGAAUCCGUCCGAAAUCAAAUGUUUGUCCGUCCAGGAAAUAUCCGCUUCACAUUGACUAAUUUAAAUUAUAGCUAUCUUAUUAGCAAAUAAUUACUAUAUACAUGUACAAGGUUUUGUUAUAUUUUUUUAUCGUUUAUUUUAUGACUGAUUAUAUAUUUUACUAGCUAGGUUAAUAUUUUGCAGAUAUCCAUUUAACAAAAUUUAUUUACAUAAUUUAUAACAAUCAAUGUGAUAACAUACAUGUAUCUACUUGAAUGCAUAGUGAUCUGCAUUGGAAGUUUUUGGCGCAGAGAAGGUUUCAACCAAUGCCAGGGAAAAAAUCAGAUUAGAUGGCAACAAGACUUAUGUGGCUUUGAAGUCUCUCAAUAGAAUCUCAUUCGGAAUUUACCUGCGGAGUUAUUUAAGCGUUAAAUACACUGGGAUGUUGCUAUGAACGCCUGUAAAACACAAAUCUCAAAAAGCAUUUAGUUUAUAUUUUUUCCAAGUAAAAUAUUUUAUACUUAUAACAACAAUGUGCAUUUAUGCAGAAUACUUGACACUUCCAAAAAUUGCACUGCGUUUAAUUGAUAUGCAAGGACGUCUUGUGAAAUAUUGAUAGAGGUAUUUUUUUUAUUGUAGUCUGUUCUAGAACAUUUGCCAGUUGAAGUUAUUUAGUUGUAAGAAAAAACUUCGAGUAGAAGGUUCAAUCAAUUUACGGAAAUGUAUCUGCAUUUUUAAUUUUUCAGAAAAGAAUAUAAACAUUAUUGAUUGACGAUUUUAUAUUGUGUGUUCUUUACGGAUCUCUAAAACUCGUAUUAAUUUAUUGUGCUCCAAAUGUAACAUUACAAAAAUAUCACAUUCACGUAAUCAGAUGAUUACAUAUAUUGUGAAAUAUAUAAUCUGAGAUUGCUACGUGUGAAAUCAGGAUUUAAAUGUAAUUUGUGCAUUGUGUAAUUUACCUAACAUAACAGUUUUUUGAUAUUUGAUUCAUUGUAUGUUCUUUUUGUUGAUUUCUUAACUGGUAUUUGUAUUUGGUAUUUGUCGUCAAUUUAAUCAAACCCGAUUUCUAUAUCUGGUAUCAGUUGGUACAAUGACUGCCACUUUUGUUAAUAGUAUAUCUAUAACAAUUCCUCUCGAAUUUAUCCAAUGUUGUAGUAUUUCGCUAAACGCUUUCCCUAUACUUGCUCUUUAUUUUUUGUAUUACAGAAAUGUUCAAAUCAUAUAGAAUAAAAUCCGUAUUGAGAGUUUUUA